AGCAAAGUGCUCGUGAAAAGGAAUUAGUGCCGCAUUUCCCGAAGAAGACGAGGAGAAACGCUGCGAAGAUGGCGACGUCCACGAAGAAACAUGCGAAAAAGCCGUGUGUUAUUCCGGGCGGUUUUACGGUCCUGCCUCUUCAGUUCAGCGCAGACAGUGUCAGUCAACACAGCAUUUACAUUAAGGAACACAGAGUUCGGGCAGAGAAGACCUCCCACAGACCACUUGACAGGACGUUGUUUGUGAUCAACAUACCGCCUUACUGCACAGAGGAAGUCGUUCAUAAUCUGUUUACAUUGUUCGGCGAAAUCCAGUCAGUGGAGUUGAUGGAGAGGCCUGGUGCCACUGAUCACUCAGAACUGCAGCUGUCUAAAUAUUUCAGACCAGCAAAGAAAGAGGGAUUCAGUGUCGCAUAUAUUGUGUUUAAAAAAGCAUCAAGUGUGAAGGCAGCAAAGUCACACCCCCAUAACAUCCCAUUGGUUGUUAGCACGGAACAACAACCAAUUAAAGUUGGUCUGAAGAAAUGGAUAGAUCAGUACAGGCAGUCGGUAGCUUACCCGGACAAACUUCAAGAAGCAGUGGACACCUACAUGCAGGAGUAUGACAGGAGAAAAGAGGAGGAAUCCCAACAGUUGAAGAAAGAAGGGGAUGGGGAUGAGGAAGAGGAUGAUGAAGGCUGGGUGAAAGUCACGAGGGGCACCAAGGGAAGCAAGGCCCGGCCUCACACUGAGACGGCCAACCGGAGGGCUCUCCAAAAGGAGGACAAGAAGCGGAAGAGGAAGGAGCUAAUAAAUUUCUACGCAUGGCAGCACCGACAGACGCAAAGAGAGCAUAUUGCGGAGCUGCGGAAGAAGUUUGAGGAGGACAAACAGAGGAUUGCGCUAAUGAGAGCACAGAGGAAAUUCAGACCAUACUGAGUCGUCACCCUUUAUACAUCUUCAUUGUUUGUUGUUUCAUUCUUAUCUUCCCAUCUACCCAUUUCCCCUCCGUUCCAUUAAAUAAAUCUCAUGUUUAUUGUUCCUCA
Molecule: messenger RNA, 1024 nt
Organism: Paramormyrops kingsleyae
Lineage: Eukaryota; Metazoa; Chordata; Actinopteri; Osteoglossiformes; Mormyridae
Gene: rrp7a
Product: ribosomal RNA processing 7 homolog A
Biological process (GO): rRNA processing; ribosomal small subunit assembly
Cellular component (GO): UTP-C complex; CURI complex
Molecular function (GO): RNA binding
Source: RefSeq, a predicted model, not a curated record